AUGAAUAAACAUCAUACAUCAUGUUUUCAUCGUCAUCAUAUUGACAGUGUUCGUUCGUCUGAUUGUUCUCAACAAGUCGAUGAUUCACAUUUGUUAAUUCAUAAUCAGUCAGGUCACGAUUGUCAUCGAAAUAAUCACAAUAGUGGUUUAAUUCAACAUGAUAAAUUGAUUAAGUCAACAAGUACAACUGCUUUUCGAAAACGACGUACAACAAUACCUUCUAAUCAUCAACGAUUACAAUAUUUGUUAUCUUUAAUCUUUCUUAUUGUAAUUCGUUUAUCGAUACUCUUAAUUAUUGGUUUUAUACUUUAUUAUGCUUUUAUUUAUAUUUAUCCAAAACCUAAAAAAAAUGGAUGGGAACGAAUUUGGUAUACAAUGAUUGAUUGGCUUUCUGGAGAAUAA
Messenger RNA from Rotaria sp. Silwood2, 402 nucleotides. NCBI's taxonomy places the organism in Eukaryota, Metazoa, Rotifera, Eurotatoria, Philodinida, Philodinidae. The record is from the annotation of a GenBank genome assembly.